GAAAACAAAUUUCAAGGGCAUCGUUUUUUGUAUACGUGUUUGCUUAUUUUGAGAAUUAUCUAAUAAUCGUUUAGGUGACUGUUUUAUCAAUCUUGUUAACCAUAUUGUAGAAAUCAAAGUUCUAUCGACGGUUCACGUAAUGUCGAGUCCUAAGGAAACGGAGUGCCAUUUAAAAGCUGGUCAUCUUCCAGCAGUAAAAGCUGGCGGAAUGCGAAUUACGCAGCACAAAUCGCCCAAGGAACCUGUCGGUUUGACUGAAGAUACGACCGGCCUGAAGGUUUCUGGCAGUCCUCCGAAACCAUCAACAAUUUCGGGAGCAAUUCCGAAAGGUAAUGCUGAUUUUCCUGCAGAAGCGGUACAGGUGUUUCAUAAAGAUAAACCUCCUGUCCACCAUAAUGUAAAAACUCCCAUUAACAUUCAACAACCCAGGAAAUAGAUUUCAUUCGAGUCAACUUUGUACGACUGAUCACAUUUAGGUAUAGCAUUUGAAACAAGCAUUUACAAUAUUUCUAAUUUUAAACAAAAAAAACAUGGUUGUGUCUAUAUCAGUGUUUUGUGUUAUUGUUUUAUUUUUUAUCAAAUUCUUGCUUUAAUUUUAAUGUUUAAAAACGAGGAAGUGGUUUGCCGUUUAGGUGUUUUUAUGCUUGGGAUUUUUCGCAUUUUUUUGCCAAUGUAAAUAAUAGUUUGAAGGGUUAGUCUGUUGCUCAUAGUUUAUUAUUAGUAUUAUCGGUAGGGCAACUGCGCCGGUAAUUGCUAAAAAAAAGCUAUAUUUUAUAGGAGUACUUAGGUAGUGUUUGUUACAAACAAUACAGUUUAUACAUUACUAACAGUGUUACUUUUUUAAUGUUUAACGAUAGUUAUUGUAAUCAUUCCAUUUUAAUUUUUCAUUCUGCAAAGUAAUUUCCGUACCUUUACUUUUAUAAAAAUCCUGGAGGAAUACAUUUUAUUGUUAUACUUUUUUUAAAAUAAAUAGAUUAGUAAUUGA
Molecule: messenger RNA, 985 nt
Organism: Photinus pyralis (common eastern firefly)
Lineage: Eukaryota; Metazoa; Arthropoda; Insecta; Coleoptera; Lampyridae
Product: death-associated protein 1-like
Exons: 2
Coding region: 140-436 (98 amino acids)
Biological process (GO): apoptotic signaling pathway; cellular response to amino acid starvation; negative regulation of autophagy
Molecular function (GO): death domain binding
Source: RefSeq, a predicted model, not a curated record